UUAUUCACACUUUAUUUCCCUGUAAAGUCUCAAAUAAAACCUCGCGGACCGCUAACAAAAGAUUUUAUUGAAUGGUUAAUUGCUAAUGGUUAUGAGAGUCAGAAUUUCGAUCGACCUGAUAUUGGACCAUCGGGUAGUUUUGGUGGUCGACAACGAAGAAAUGAACGAAUUUAUCAUGAACCGGUAAUAUUUAUACAUGGUAAUGCUGAUGCAGCACUUCAUAUACAAUCACCAAUUGCAACCGGAUGGUCUCGAUCGAUUCAAUAUUUUUUGGAACAAAAUUAUUCGACAGCUGAAUUAUAUGCAACAACAUGGGGGGAUACUUGGGCAGGUGGAAGUGUUUUAAGUACAUAUAGCACUAUGCAUACGUGUAGCAAUUUAUUAUAUUUGCGAAAAUUCGUUCGUGCAGUGCUGGAUUAUACACAAGCGCCAAAGAUUGAUGUAAUCGCCCAUUCAUUAGCAGUACCAUUGAUGAGGAAGGUUUUGAAAGGUGGAACAUUGGUUGCUACUGAUGGAAACUGUAAUCUUGGUGCACCAUUGGGUCACAGAAUCGAUACGUUUUUAGGUAUUGCUGGUGCAAAUUAUGGCUUAUGCAUUUGCCAAUUCGCACAAACAAUACCCGCAUUUUGCAAUUCAUUAGACGGACUUUAUCCAGGUUACACAUGCGAGGACCAGUUAGUUUGUGCCUAUCCAGAUGGAGAAUGCGAGCAAAAAAAUUAUUCUGCAUUUCUAGAGAGUUUAAACAACGAUGCAACUCGAGAAGCCGAUCACAUUUAUGCAAUGUGGUCGGACGUAGAUGAAGUAUUGUUAUUCCGUGGAAUGACAUGGGGUAAACCAACAAGUCGUAUUCCUGGAAUGAAUGGACGAUGGGUGUCCGAUCGCAAUGGACAUAUCGCUAUGAAAGAUUUCACGGAAUUACGACAAUACGAAGCUGUCGCCCAUCAUUCUAUAUGA
This is a messenger RNA of Dracunculus medinensis (Guinea worm), 954 nucleotides long. The record is from the annotation of a GenBank genome assembly. Lineage: Eukaryota; Metazoa; Nematoda; Chromadorea; Rhabditida; Dracunculidae.